AUGUUGACCACUUCAAAACCAUCAACUUCCUCACGAAAGCGAGAAAUAGAUGAGGACUAUGUUGAAGGGGACGCCCAGAACGAACCCGAUGACGAUGAUGACGAUGACUACGUAGAAAAGCCGAAGAGGAAGUCCAGCAAAGAGAAAAAGAAAAAGGAAAAGCCUGAAAAGAAACACAAGGAGCCCAAAGAGAAGAAGACUCCAAAACGAAGAUCCUCGUUGUCCUUUGAGGACGCUUUGGGAGGAGCGCCAAAAAGCUCGAAGAAGAAACAUGAUCCAAAGAAAGAUAAGCCAAUGUUUGUGGGAGGUUUACCCAUGGCUGCAAUUCAGGACGGCCCUGUUGUACCAAACGCCUACAACUAUGAUCCGAUGGCAGAAAUCAUGAAGUUAGGAACAGGUCAACUGCAAAGUGCCUACAGAAAAUCGAAACUGGUAGGAUUACUGAUUUUAGAUGAUAUACUUUUCAUAUCGAUGAAAGGCGCUCAAGCAUCCCCGACCUCCAGUGAUCUCGCCGCUAAGCAUCAAUACAAGACGACUCCUCAGCGACCUAGUCCUAGCUCCAUUCCUCCACCUCGUACUGGCUUUAUGCCACGACUCCAUGAUGUUUCACCGUCUGCCUCCACACCCUCAAAAUCUCCCAUGACGUCGCCGGCGCCACGAAGGAUGCAGGCGACUAGUGUAGAUGGAACACAAAGGUCUCCCGCAGCAGAAUUCAGUCCGGCCGUGAGUCGUGCAUCUCGAGCUUCCUUUAGCGAAUAUGGACGCACUGGCCCGAUUGGGCAAGUAUCGCCAUCGCUAUCACGAAAUGGCACUCCAUUACCGCCAGCACAAGCACAUACAUCACCAAUCGCGCCAUUCAGUUCGCCGAAACCUCCUCCGCUUCCCGCAAGAACUCAUAACUCACCAUCUGAAGUGCGUGAUGAUGCUCAGCGUGGCUUGGGAAGGCCUCAAGAUAUCAGAAAAGCACGCUUUGCUGACAACCCGGUGACCGACGUAUCGCCUCCACCAGCAGCGACCACGCCACCACUGAUGCCUUCGCCUGCCCAAGCUCUCAGAUCUCCAGAUCUUCCGCCUGUGUUCACUCCUGCGACGACAGCAACUGCUCCAACACCUGCAUCCACGACGCCAGUGAAC
Messenger RNA from Strongylus vulgaris, 1134 nucleotides. NCBI's taxonomy places the organism in Eukaryota, Metazoa, Nematoda, Chromadorea, Rhabditida, Strongylidae. The record is from the annotation of a GenBank genome assembly.